GCGGCGGUGGCGGCGGCGGCGGCGGCGGGAGGAGGGAGGAGGAGGGGCCGGGGCCGAGCUCAGGCCCGAAGAGUCCGCCGGCCGCCAUGGCGACAGGUGCCGACGUUCGCGACAUUCUGGAGUUGGGCGGGCCCGAGGGCGACGCGCCGGGGCCCAUCAGCAAGAAGGACAUCAUCAACCCGGACAAGAAAAAGUCCAAGAAGUCGUCAGAGACGCUGACGUUCAAGAGGCCGGAGGGCAUGCACCGAGAGGUCUACGCUCUGCUCUACUCAGACAAAAAGGAUGCACCCCCCCUUCUCCCCAGCGAUACAACCCAAGGCUAUCGCACCGUGAAGGCCAAGCUGGGCUCCAAGAAGGUGCGGCCCUGGAAGUGGAUGCCUUUCACCAACCCUGCCCGCAAGGACGGGGCCAUGUUCUAUCACUGGCGGCGCGCGGCCGAGGAGGGCAAGGACUAUCCCUUUGCCAGAUUCAAUAAGGCAGUGCAAGUGCCAGUCUAUUCAGAGCAGGAGUACCAGCUGUACCUCCAUGAUGACGCCUGGACCAAGGCAGAGACUGACCAUCUCUUUGACCUGAGCCGUCGCUUCGACCUGCGCUUUGUGGUCAUCCACGAUCGCUAUGACCACCAGCAGUUUAAGAAGCGGUCGGUGGAGGACCUGAAGGAGCGGUACUACCAUAUCUGUGCCCGGUUGGCCAAUGUCCGGGCUGUGCCAGGCACCGACCUCAAGGUGCCCGUGUUUGAUGCCGGGCAUGAGCGGCGGCGGAAGGAGCAGCUGGAGAGGCUCUACAACCGCACCCCUGAGCAGGUGGCUGAGGAGGAGUACCUGGUCCAGGAGCUCCGCAAGAUUGAAGCGCGCAAGAAGGAGCGCGAGAAGCGCAGCCAAGACCUGCAGAAGCUCAUCACGGCGGCCGACACCACGGCGGAGCAGCGGCGCACCGAGCGCAAGGCCCCCAAGAAGAAGCUGCCACAGAAGAAGGAGACGGAGAAACCGGCUGUCCCAGAGACAGCUGGCAUCAAGUUUCCCGACUUCAAGUCCGCGGGAGUCACGCUUCGCAGUCAGAGGAUGAAGCUUCCGAGCUCUGUGGGCCAGAAGAAGAUCAAGGCUUUGGAGCAGAUGCUUCUGGAGCUGGGAGUGGAGCUGAGCCCCACGCCCACGGAGGAGCUGGUGCAGAUGUUCAACGAGCUGCGGAGCGACCUGGUGCUGCUGUACGAGCUGAAGCAGGCCUGCGCCAACUGCGAGUACGAGCUGCAGAUGCUGCGCCACCGCCACGAGGCCCUGGCCCGUGUGGGGCCCCUGGGCGCCGCGCCCCCGCCCCCACCCCCGCCCAGCACGGAGCCCGCCGCUCUGCCGGGAGAUGGGCCCGGCCCCGAGCUGCCCAAGGACUCGCUCAUCGACGUCGUCGGCGCCCCGCUCACGCCCAACUCGAGGAAGCGGCGGGAAUCGGCCUCGAGCUCCUCGUCGGUGAAGAAGGCCAAGAAGCCGUGAAGCCGCGAGGCCCGAGCUGGGCCCGGGGCCUGCCGGGAGGGGGAGGGGGAGGGGGGGA
Antechinus flavipes (yellow-footed antechinus) is the source of this 1542-nucleotide messenger RNA. It is a transcript of the gene DMAP1, whose product is annotated as DNA methyltransferase 1 associated protein 1. NCBI's taxonomy places the organism in Eukaryota, Metazoa, Chordata, Mammalia, Dasyuromorphia, Dasyuridae. Gene Ontology annotation, biological process: negative regulation of transcription by RNA polymerase II; DNA repair; chromatin remodeling. The transcript has 10 exons. Gene Ontology annotation, molecular function: transcription corepressor activity. The record is from RefSeq and is a predicted model, not a curated record. Gene Ontology annotation, cellular component: nucleus; Swr1 complex; NuA4 histone acetyltransferase complex. Bases 87 to 1484 code for a protein of 465 amino acids.